AGGUUAUGUUCGAUUGGUCGAAGGAGAGCCGCUGCUCCUUUAGACAGUAUCGAUCUUUGUAGGGUUAUGGCAUCCUCUUAUCAUCACCGCUUGUGCUCUGGCUCUCAUAUACUCGAGCUCAUAUCAAGACCAUUAAUCCCUCGACUUACAAGAUGGACGCUCGACCCACAUCUAUCUUACAUAGAACGCCAUGGACACCUCCCAUCGCCAUCGCCACUGAUGGUAUUUACAUCGAUCUUGAGGAUGGUAGACGUGUCAUCGAUGGGAUCGGCGGUGCUGCCGUGACUUGCAUCGGUGGAAACCAUCCCAAAGUAGUCAAAGCCCUCAAAGAUCAUAUCGAUGUCAUGUCCUAUGUACACAAUACGCAGCUUUCCAGCCAUCCUGCGGAGGAGCUGGCUAAACUGCUCGUGGAUACCAGCGAUGGUGCCUUCGAGCAGGUCGCAUUCCUAUCUGGAGGUUCUGAAGCGAUGGAGACUGUCAUCAAACUCUCGAGACAGUAUUAUAUCGAGAUCGGGCAGCCGAAACGAACAAACUACAUUGCCCGUCAACUGUCCUUUCAUGGAAAUACCCUUAGUACUCUGUCCCUUGCAUACCAUCCUGGUCGCCGUGCACCGUAUGAGGCUAUUUUAAACCACCAGAAUUUCCACUACGUUUCCCCAGCGUAUGCAAAGAGGUUCCAAAAACCAGAUGAGACAGAGGAGCAGUACGUUGAGCGACUCCGACAAGAACUCGAGGACAAGUUUAUCGAACUCGGCCCCGAGACAGUAAUCGGCUUCGUCGCGGAGACUGUCGUUGGUGCGACAACAGGGGUUGUGAGUGCACCGAAGGGAUACUUCAACGCCAUGAAGUCCGUCUGUGACAAAUAUGGUGCCCUUUUCAUGCUCGAUGAGGUAAUGUCUGGCAUGGGCCGAAUGGGUACUAUGCACGCUUGGCAGAGCCUCGGUGAUGGUGCUGCACCUGACCUGCAGGCAAUAGCCAAGGGUUUGGGUGGUGGUUACGCUCCCAUAGGUGCUGUUCUCAUCUCGCCUAAAGUGGCGAAAGGGAUCAGGGGGGGUUCCGGACAACUCAAGAACGGUCACACAUAUCAGGCAAAUCCACUAGCAUGUGCAGCGUCUUUAGCUGUGCAAAAGGUCAUCAUCGAGGAGGAUCUCCUUGCGCAAUGCAGAAAGAACGGUGCACACAUGAUGGCGCUUCUGAAAGACCGUUUACAGUCCCCGAAUGCUCUCGCAGCGCCAUAUACAUUCGAUGUGCGCGGGGCUGGGGCUUUCUUUGGGGCAUGCUGCUUUAAGAAUGGACUUAUUGCGAUGGGUAUGGUUGGUGGCUCCUCACUCGAUGGAUCGAAGGGGGACCACCUCAUGCUCGGCCCUGCAUACAAUGCAACCACCGAGGAGAUAGAGAAGAUUGUGGAUAUUUUCGUGAAGAGUAUUGAGGAGGUGUUAACAGAAAAUUUAUUAUAAUUGUCGAUCACUCCUGUACAUAGCAUCAUUUUUUGUGAAUGCAGUGAGCAUUCUUGCUUAGUAA
Messenger RNA from Suillus subalutaceus, 1521 nucleotides. Its product is annotated as PLP-dependent transferase. Gene Ontology annotation, molecular function: transaminase activity; pyridoxal phosphate binding. The record is from RefSeq and is a predicted model, not a curated record. The coding region runs from base 153 to 1457 and encodes 434 amino acids. Gene Ontology annotation, cellular component: cytosol. The transcript has 9 exons. NCBI's taxonomy places the organism in Eukaryota, Fungi, Basidiomycota, Agaricomycetes, Boletales, Suillaceae.